AUGAACUCACUGAGAAAGCAAACUUCGGACUUAUAUCUCCAGAUUAAUGCCUUCAAAGCCGCUGAUUUGACUACCUUUGCGCCUAAUGUUUCAGGCGAGGAGAAACUGAAACAUAGAAGGAAACCAGUCAAUCCUAUACUAGUGGCUACAUUGAACAAUGAACGUAAAAAGACACUGAGAAAGUGUAAUACGUCUCAGCCGUCUUGGGAUGAUGUGUUGAUCCUUCCUUUGAAACACAAUGAUCACACCCAAAUAUUGAACUUAACUGUAUGGGACAAGCAUAAACGUUUCAAGUCAUAUUUAGGGGAGUUGAGGUUGAUAAUAACAGACAUUUUCUUCAACAAAGACAACAAGUUCCAGAACCCAUCAGAACUUAAGUGGUACAAGUUAUAUUCCAGUGACGACAAACACGGAUACAUACCAGGCUCUAUUCUUUUAUCGUUUGAACUAUGUCAGCCAUCAAAGAGAGCUCGGCUGAAGCUGGAUGGACUGGAACUAUCCAUCAACAUUGUAAGCAAUUCUCAUAUUCCUGUCCCCCAAGUAGCCGUCAUUGAUGCUGGCAACUCUACGCCUGACCUCAAGGACUCAACGAUGGUUGUGGGAAGACCGGAGACGGUUGAUACCUCGGGCUUGCUACAGUUGCCUCCUGUGGCGACAUCAUCAACAAAACAAAACAUGCUCAUAAGUUGGCUCAAACUGUUGAACUUCCCUAACCCCGAUCAAGACUAUUAUAUGCCCAAUGAACAAGGGUUCUAUGAGGCUGCUAUUACUAUUGAUGACCAGUCAGAUAUUGAGUCUGUACGUACCACUACCGUGGAGUUUUCCCAUAUGAAUCUAGACGAUAGACAACUGUACCUCCAUGGUGACAACUCCAUUGGUAACUUCAAUGGCAGCUCACUUUCCGUUAACUCGUCAACAGCAGCAGCUGGUGGUGGUUGGUCAGGUAGUAAUAGCAAGUUCUUGAGUGUCCGGAGAAUAGCAACUGCUGAGAAGGAUGCCAGUAGUAAUUUUGCCAGUGAUAGUGAUGUUUCUACGAUUUAUACCGAGACCUCAUCCAUUGCCCUAAGUAGAACUCCUAGUGGUUCCAGCUUCCACAGUGGCCCCGUCAAGAAACCCCUGAGACGAUCAAGAUUGGGAUUUUCAAAAGCGUCCACAGAUAAAACAGAUGAACCAUUCAGAAUCUCUAAACGAGAUGUGUAUGGGGUUGUGUUUCUAGAGAUUGUUUCAUGUUCUGAUCUUCCACCGUAUAGGAACUUUACCAGAACCACAUAUGAUAUUGACCCCUUUGUGGUGGUAACUUUUGGUAAGAAGACAUUCCGUACAAGUUGGAAGAGACAUACCUUGAAUCCAGUGUUUCAUGAACGUAUGGCUUUUGAAAUCUUGUCUAGUGAACGGAAUUACGACAUUCAGUUUUCUGUCUUAGAUAAAGACCACUUUUCAUUCCAUGAUAUGAUAGCAAAUGUCACGUUACCAAUGAAAGACAUUCUUAAAGUUGCAACUGUUAAAAACGAAUUAUCUACACCAGAUUCUUCUAGUGCAAAUGUAUCCUUAUCGGACUUUGAUUCCACUUAUGAAAUAGACCACCCCAUUAUCAAGGUAAUUGAUGAUUCAGAGACUCCCAAGACAAAACCAAUGAAACAGUCCAAACGGAAUCGAUUAUCUCUUAAACAUAAAUCCUCGCUGUCUGAUAAGAAUGCCAAUGCUUCUAAAUUAAGAACCAUGAACUUGGACUUACAAGUGUUCCGCGAAAAGUAUGCUGAUUCAAGUCAACCCAAAUUGAAGAUCGGUGCAAGAUUUGAAACUUAUCACUCGCUCACUCGAAGAUUCUGGGAGAUCCUAUUGGACCAAUUUUUGCUGAACGAAUCAAAAACUUAUGACUACAUUGAAUUGAUUUCCUUAUUGGAUACUUUGGGUUGUAAGAACAGUGACAGCAUUGUGGGCAAAUUUUUUGCGGAUUAUGAUAAAACUCCUUGGUCUGGUGAUAGUUUAACCUAUGACCAGAUUAUUGAAUCAGUUCAAACUCAUAUCAAUAAUGAAGGUGAAGGAGAUAACGAGAGUCUUCGGAUCUUUGAAAUAGAAAGAUGUCCUAUUUGUUGUCAGAAAAGACUCAGUAAGAAACAAGACAUUGAUAUCGUUACCCAUGUUGCUAUAUGUGCAAGCAAAGAUUGGAGUAUUGUGAGUAAGUUUUUGGUAGCUUCGUAUGUCACACCUCAAAUAGCCACCAGGAAAUGGUUCCUGAAGAUUGUAAUGAAGGUUUCCUACGGGAAGUAUCAAUUGGGAUCACAUUCAGCCAAUAUCUUGGUGCAAGAUCGUACCACAGGUAUCAUCCUAGAAGAGAAGAUGAGUGUAUACGUUAGAAUGGGGAUCAGACUUCUUUAUAAUGGUGUGGAUCUGUCCAAGUCCAAACACUUCCGUAUACUUCUUAAGAAGUUAACUGUUAAACAGGGUGCCAAGUUUGAUAGCCCGGAGCUGAAGGAGGAUAUUCCAUCAUUCAUCAAGUUCCACAAGCUUGAUUUAUCGGACUGUUUAGAGGAUGAUUAUCAGAAAUAUGCAACUUUUAAUGACUUCUUUUACAGACGUCUUAAGAGCGACGCAAGACCAAAUGAAGGUGAUAGUAAUAUCAUAGUUUCACCAGCAGAUUGUCGUUGUACAGCAUUUGGAACUGUUAAUGAUGCAACUGAGUUUUGGAUCAAGGGAAGAAACUUUAGCGUCAUUAAGCUUUUCAAUGGUCAUUUCCAAGACAUUGCCAACGACUCCAAUUAUUCAUUGGGUAUUUUCCGCCUUGCACCUCAAGAUUAUCAUCGUUUCCAUUGUCCUGUGAAGGGAAGAAUAAGAUCUAUUAAGCACAUUGAUGGAGAAUACUACACUGUGAACCCCAUGGCUAUCCGUAGUAAGUUGGAUGUCUAUGGAGAAAACGUCAGAAGCAUUAUCGUUAUAGACACUGAAAAGUUUGGUACCGUAGUGUAUGCAUGUAUCGGAGCAAUGAUGGUGGGGUCUAUUGUUCUUUCUGUAGAAGAAGGAACUGAAGUAGACAGAGGAGAUGAGAUCGGGUACUUCAAGUUUGGCGGCUCGACCAUUUUACUUCUCUUUGAUAAGACUCGAUUUAAGUUUGAUCAAGAUUUGGUCCAUAACCUGGAACUGUCGGUGGAAACACUUAUCCGAGUUGGACAAAGCAUCGGUCAUCACAAGAGUGUACCGUCUUUGAAGCGAGAGAGACUUGAUUUCAGCAAACAAAGUGAAGAUUUCAAAAUGAAGUUGAUUCGGGUGAUUACUGGUGGAGACUUGAAGGACUCUAAAGAGUUAAGUAAUUGGGAAUCCAGAAAUAUGAGCAUUACGAGACAAGACCUUGAUACUGCAUUUGAUAAUAUUGAUUAUGGAGAAGAAAACGAGGAAGACGAUGAUGAUCAAUGCCUGCUUAAAAGCUUGACAUGA
Lizanozyma spartinae is the source of this 3432-nucleotide messenger RNA. It is a transcript of the gene PSD2, whose product is annotated as phosphatidylserine decarboxylase 2. The record is from RefSeq and is a predicted model, not a curated record. NCBI's taxonomy places the organism in Eukaryota, Fungi, Ascomycota, Pichiomycetes, Serinales, Debaryomycetaceae. Gene Ontology annotation, biological process: phospholipid biosynthetic process. The transcript has a single exon. Bases 1 to 3432 code for a protein of 1143 amino acids. Gene Ontology annotation, molecular function: phosphatidylserine decarboxylase activity.